UUUCUCGACCCAUGAAAAUUAAAAUUGGAUAAAAUUAUUGAUUCUAUCAUUGUAACACGAGUCUUGUUGUUAUUGAAUCGCUCGUACCACCGAUAGAAUUGGUUUGUUGACAGCAUAGCCUCUCUCACCGGCGAUAGUAGUCAAUGAGCCGGGCUGAAAGACGACGAUCGCGCGUAAUUAUUUCACCAGUUAUAACAUUUAAUUCGGUUAUUACAACUGCGAUAAUCAAAAGAUGGAAGCCGAACCAUUUGUGUGCAAGAAGCUACGAGCAGUGAAUCGGGCCGGACAAGAAACCCCCCAACAGAACGAAAACAAUCCAGCAGUCGCGCAGGAGGGUGAAUCGACGGAACAACUCCCCGAACCGAACGGAAACGACGCAACGGUCGAGCAGGUAGGUGAAUCGAGCGAAAGAAUCGACGAACAGAACGGAACCGACGGAGCAGUCAAGCCGGGGGAGGAAUCGAGGAAAAAACCUGUCAAACGGAUCCGAAGCAUUACACCUGUCGAGCUGGAGGUUGAAUUAAUGGAACAACCCUCCCAACAGAACGGAAACGAUCCAGCAGUCAAGCAAGGCAAGAUCUCGAAGAAAGAACCAGCCAAACAGAACGGAACCGACGGAGCAGUCAGGGGGCAGGAAUCGAGGGAAAACCCAGUCAAACCGAACGGAAUCGGCACACCAAUCAAGCAGGAAGAAUUGAGGAAACAACUUCCCGAACAGAAAAAAGGCAAACCAGUCUUGCAGGGGGAUGGCUCGAUACGCUACCAUCGGCCCUACGUGACGUCGGAUCGACGCAACGACAUCGUCGAUCUGCAUACGCUGUCGGAUGGGCUCUGGUGCGUCGAAUGCGACCUCCCGAUCUCGCUCAUGAACAUCACGGGUGUGAAGGUCAAUGGCCUGGUCAGGAUUUACGAGGUGCACUGCCAGAUUUGCGACAAGGUUUGUGAGGUGCCGACGAGCGGCCACUGCCGCGACUACGUAUCGCAAGCUUCGACAUCGGUGGCAAACGGCUCGGAUUCAUCGGCAACCCCUUCGACCUCGCAAGGGAUCGGCUCGAACUCGGUGGCAAACGGCUCAGGAACAUUCGUCGUCCCUUCGACUUCGCAAGGGAUCGGCUCGAACUCAGUGGCAAACGACUCAGGAUUAUUCGUCGUCCCUUCGACUUCGCAAGGGAUCGGCUCGAACUCGGUGGAAAGAGAAUACGAUAGAGUAAUCAUGACAUCCCCGUUGAAAUUAAAACUCAUUAGGUCACCGGCAAAACAAGCUUCAACUGCGCCGACGACGGGGCCGGCUUCGACAUCCAAGGCUUCGACUUCCGCGACCGAGACAUCCACAGAAGCUCCGAAGGUGGAGAAUAAAGUUGAAGGUGUGUACCUACGCGUCGAAGGCCGCCACAUCAUUAAUCUUGGGUGGCUGGCGACGAAGCUCUGGUGCGAAAAUUGUAGGCUUCCGCUGUCGUUGCGCCACGUCCUCAAGUAUCACGUCGAGGGCCUCGUCGUGAUCUUUCGAGUUCACUGCCGGAAGUGCCGAGCGGAGGUCGUGGCGGAAACCAGCUCGAAGAAGGACAAUAAGAAACUUUACGAAAUCAACGAACUAGCGUUGCUAGGCAUCAAGGAUCACGAGAAGGAAGUGAUGGACAAAGUCUUCGAAAGUAUGAAAUUGUUACCGAUUCCACCGGAAUUGGAACUGUUCGAAACGAGCCACCAAGAGAACGAGGAAACUCCUCGGCCAGUAGAAGCGGGAGAAGAGAACGUGGUAAAUCCUCGGCCCAAAGAAGCGAGAGAAGAGAAUGUGGUGACUCUCGAGUCUGACGAUGAUAGCAGUGACUAAGUGGAAACUCCCAAAUGGAACGAAGAGAGUAGAGAGGAAGGAAAAACUCACAAUAAAAAGCUAGAAGAGCUAUUGAGAAUGUGAUUUUCUGACAUCGAUUUUCCAGCGAGGAAAAUCGAUUAUAACUUUAGUAAUUUUAUCUCAACGGCUCUGAUUUAUUUUUAUGUAGUAUAUUAUAUUUAUGUUGCAUUAAAAACGUAUGUGAGAGACUAUUUAUCAAUUGUAAAUUUGACUUUUGUAUAGCUCAUGUGUGAUGCAUGAUAAAUAAUUACGAUCGAUUUUAAUCAGCCAUAAAAAUAUAUUUACUUCUACAAACA
Molecule: messenger RNA, 2145 nt
Organism: Trichogramma pretiosum
Lineage: Eukaryota; Metazoa; Arthropoda; Insecta; Hymenoptera; Trichogrammatidae
Exons: 9
Coding region: 233-1828 (531 amino acids)
Source: RefSeq, a predicted model, not a curated record